Molecule: messenger RNA, 657 nt
Organism: Candidozyma auris
Lineage: Eukaryota; Fungi; Ascomycota; Pichiomycetes; Serinales; Metschnikowiaceae
Gene: CLC1
Product: Clc1p
Exons: 1
Coding region: 1-657 (218 amino acids)
Biological process (GO): clathrin coat assembly; intracellular protein transport; clathrin-dependent endocytosis
Cellular component (GO): clathrin coat of trans-Golgi network vesicle; plasma membrane; clathrin coat of coated pit
Molecular function (GO): clathrin heavy chain binding; structural molecule activity
Source: RefSeq, a predicted model, not a curated record
AUGGCUGAUAAGUAUCCAGAAAUAGACGUCGAGGCCAACGACCAAGAGCUUGGUGGAGACUUUUUGUCCAGAGAGAGCGAGCUUUUGGGUGACGAAUUCAAGACAGAUCAAGAUAAAGAAGUGCUUGAGGAAAGCGACGGGGAUGCCGAAAUCAACAAUUUCAAAGAGCAAUUCCCCGAGGUUGAAGACGCUGUUGAUGCCGCUCCUCAAGAAACUCAAGCUGCUGAUGAUGACGAUGACGAGUUUGAAGGCUUCGACUCUGCACCAAGUGCAACGAGAGACAUGAGCGAGUCAGAGCCUUUGAAAGCGUGGAAGGAAAGACGUGAGCUUGAGAUUGAAGAGAGGGAAAGAGCCAAUUCCAAGAAAAAAGAGGAGAUUAUUCAAAAGGCGCAGCAGAGCAUUGAUGAUUUUUAUGACAAUUACAACAACAAGAGAGAACAGCACGCAAAGGAAGUUUUGAAGGAGCAGGAAGAAUUCUUGGAGAAGAGAGACAAAUUCUUGACAAGAGGUACCUUGUGGGAUCGUGUGAAUGAGUUGGUCACAGAGGUAGGUGAGAUCCCUGAUGAGGGUCGCGAUAAGACGAGAUUCAAGGGCUUGUUGAACAAGUUGAAGGGUAAGGAGAAUGUUCCUGGUGCCGGUGGAUAUACGGCUCAAUGA